AUGACCAGUCCAGCUAAGAAAAAAUGCAGACAGUAUUCUGUCGAAUAUCUUGCUUUUGGAUUCAUUGAAUCUCCACAAAAUACUACGAUGCCUAUGUGCCUGCUGUGUAUGACCUCACUCUCAAAUGAAAGUAUGCGUCUCAGCAAACUGAAAAAGCAUCUGGAGACUGCACAUAAAGACAAGAAAGACAAGCCGCUAGAUUUCUUCAAGAAAUUACGUGAUGAGUUCCAAGGAAGGAUGACAGUGAAUCAUAUGUUUACCCAAAAAGUGGCAAAAGUAGACAGAGGGAUGUUGGCUUCUUACAAGAUAGCAAAUUUGAUUGCAAAAGCAGGUAAGCCUCAUACUAUCGGUGAAUCUCUGAUCAUGCCGGCAGUGGCUGUAGUGCUUUCAACAGUCAUGAAUCAGAGUCCACAAGAGGUAACUAGUGUUAUUCCUCUGAGCAACUCCUCAGUAUCACGCCGUAUUGAUGAGAUGGCAGCUGAUGUUGAAAACCAAUUAAUCUCAAAACUGCAGGUGAAUGAUUUCUCGCUUCAACUCGACGAAUCAACUUUACCUGAUAAUUCUGCUCUUUUGAUGGCAUUUGUGAGGUUUCUUGAUGUAGAUGAAAUAUGUCAAGAAAUGCUUUUCGCAUUGAAAUUAACGACUGACACUAAAGGAGAAUCCAUCUUCAAAAAACUUGAGGUCUAUUUUGAGGAGAACAACAUUCCACUCAAGAACAUUAUGGCUUGUGCAACAGAUGGCGCUGCUGCUAUGAUAGGAAGGUAUCGGGGAUUCAGUGCUUACCUAAAUAAAGCUGUUCCUAAUGUCGUUUGUGUGCACUGUGUUGUUCACCGGCAGCACCUGGUUGCCAAAAACCUAGUAGGACGUCUUCAUGAAGCACUUGGGCAUGUUAUCAAGGCUGUCAACUUGAUAAAAAGUAGUGCACUGAAAGAUCGCCUCUUUCAGCAAUUAUGUGAAAAGAACAAUGAAGAAUUUGAAACUUGUGUUGCACACAGAAGUCAGGAGGCAAUUACUACAUUUAAAGGGAAACUCAAGCUGUUCUGGUUGAACCUUGGAAGACGAGAGUUUGCACAGUUUCCUUCCUUAGCAGUUAUAUCCACCGAUCUGCUUGAUGAUGACCUAGCAGUGUAUGUUGACCAUCUGAAGCAGUUGCAUAAUGAUAUGGACACUCGCUUCUCUGACCUACUCCAAAUGACUGUGCCACACUGGUUUGUGGAUCCCUUCAUUGCUGAUGUAUCUGAAGUUGAUGUCACCCUACAAGAAAGUCUCAUUGAACUUCAGAAUAAACACAACAGCUCAAGCAAAGGUUCAAGCGUGGAGGACACCAGAAGCUGUGGAUGA
Molecule: messenger RNA, 1341 nt
Organism: Macrobrachium nipponense
Lineage: Eukaryota; Metazoa; Arthropoda; Malacostraca; Decapoda; Palaemonidae
Product: zinc finger MYM-type protein 6-like
Exons: 2
Coding region: 1-1341 (446 amino acids)
Source: RefSeq, a predicted model, not a curated record